CAAUCUAUCGCUACUUGACUGUAAUAAUUUGCGCCGAUAUGCGUUGAUUUGCGGUCAGUAGCAAAACUGCGUUAUGCAAACCUGUUCGCGAACUUGCCGUUUCCACUAUCUUUGAUAAUUUGUCAUACUUCCUCGGAUCUGCAAUGGCAAAUGGAUGUGUCCAAAUUGUCGGCUGCAUGUCAGCGUUUGCGGGACUUAUCUGCCUGAUGGUAGCAACUUAUGCGAGCGAAUGGAAAAUCCUCAGCCACUCAACAGAAGGUAUGGUGAAGUCAGUAGUGGUCCGCAUCGGGCUGUGGAUGGCGUGCUCAGUGCCCGUCUCCAAGAGAUGGGAAUGCACUGUGUAUGACUCAGUUCUCCAUGUACCGUUGGACAUCCAAGUGACCAGAGCCAUUAUGAUCAUCAGCAUCAUUCUAUCAGCGUGUGGCCUGGCAGUGGUUGUAUUGGGCAUGAAAUACACACUGUGCCUAGACAAAGACAAGCAUGUGAAAAACAAGGUGGCAUUUGUUGGAGGGAUCCUUAUCACUGUGGCAGGUGUCUGUUCCUUGGGAAUAGUGUCUUGGUAUGCCCAUGCUGUGGUCAACACACAGAAACCCAGACCCUUCCUGGGCAAGUGCCUGUUUCUGGGUUGGGGUGGAGCUCUGCUGUCCAUCACGGGAGGUGUGCUCCUCUCAUGCUGUGGCUUGUCACAGUCCACACCACGCAGAGGCUACACAUCGCCGCAUUCAGUCCAGUUGGCCUCCAGCAAGGUCUACGUGUAGGAAUCCUAUAGAAGAUCCAUAAAGCAAGUUGGUGCCAUGCUCUGCAGACAGAGAAGGAGUACUGUAAAGGGAGACCAUGUCCUACCAGCUUGCUGCAUGGUGUCUGGUAUGCAUGUAUGAGAUUCAAGAACAGAGAUUCUCCAUCAACUCACUGACACAAAGGCUGAAAGACGAGUCUAAAAUUAAGCCAUUAAUAAUGAUUAAUAUGUGGAAUGAUUUAGGUGUACUUUUUUCUACUGAGAUUAUUUUUUCAUAUUUCAGCACAUUUUUUUUCAUAUUUCAUCUAUCAAGGACUGCUCAUCCUUGAGUUGCUAUCCUUAAUAAUGAGUCCUUUCCUCAACUUGUAUCUUUCUGUGAUGUCCCUUGAUGAUGAGCAGACUGAAACAAAAAAGGUCAUUGCGAUAACUAUUUGAUUAGGUUUAUAACUUUGAUCAUAUUGUUGCAGCUGAAAGAGUUUAUAGUUCUUAGGGUCCUGAAAAUCAUCUGCAUCUUUGCAGAGUAUGCUUGCACUUUUUUGCUGAUGUUUAUUAAUGAGUUGUUGAGGUGUAAUGAGGUGUAGAAAUUACUAUUGUAUUAUGUAAAUAGAAUGGGUGGGACAUGCAGUCUCAUGUCAGCCAGUGGCACUCGGUCACUAGGCAUGCUAAACUUGGAGAAUAAAUCGUCUUCAAAUCAACUGCACCAGAGCAUGCAUUGU
Molecule: messenger RNA, 1452 nt
Organism: Alosa alosa (allis shad)
Lineage: Eukaryota; Metazoa; Chordata; Actinopteri; Clupeiformes; Clupeidae
Product: claudin-7-A-like
Exons: 4
Coding region: 144-758 (204 amino acids)
Biological process (GO): bicellular tight junction assembly; cell adhesion
Cellular component (GO): bicellular tight junction; plasma membrane
Molecular function (GO): structural molecule activity
Source: RefSeq, a predicted model, not a curated record